CUGUGAAACGAGACAUUGUCCUGUUUCUGCGCACGACACACAUGCUUUCACCUAUGGACAUCGAGCGCCUUGCCAAAUCACUAGUUCUUGACUUGCCAAACGAUCUUCUGCAGCCUCACUUAAUGGUCAGCCCAGGAGUUCUUGAUGUAAUCGCAUCCCACAGGAAACUGUUCAAGGACACACAAGAGGCAGUGCUCAAAGUCGUGACAGUGGCAUUGCGCAAGUACACACUACAAUCCGGGGAACAGUUCGUUCUUCAUUCAGUGUGUGGUGUGAAUUUGCUGGAGAAAGAGAGAUUGGAUAACUGCUACCACAUCAAUUUCUUUGCGCAUCGUCAGGAAUCUGGUUCUGUGUUAGGUGCCCCUCUCCUCUUCUUCACGGAGGCACUUGUUCCAGCUUUGGAUGACAGCAGUAUCCGCUUGUGUGUGGUUGUUGAUCCGUUAACAGAAAUAGGGAGUUGCUUUGCUUGUGAGACUAACAAAAAGAAGAUUGUGCACCCCACCUAUGAGGAAUACCUUGGUGGCCAGGACUUUCAAGUGGAUGAUGUUGACAAUGAUGGUGAUUUUCCAAUUCCAUUGGAUGUCGACUACAUCUUUUUUGAUGCUGAGAGAGACAGUGUUUUUGCAAAACACUUGGACAAUAUAGCUACUUGUGACAAGGGUGGUUCUACGGAUGUUUUGGGGACUGCAAGGCCAUGCUCUGAUGUUGAUUUAGGUAUCCUGACAGGAAGGUUUGAUGAUGCAAGUCUGUAGGAAAACAAGCUAUUGAUUAGGUCAUUAUGGAGCAGAGCUAAGAUGAUAUAUGACAAGAAGACCUCUCGGUUAUGUUUUAAAUGAUGACACAACCCCGCCAUUCUCCAAAAAGUACUGUAGAUGUUAUGUGUAUCCUGUUAACCUGCUGUUUUGCGUAAGUGUUUCGUCCAUGUUCUACUGGGCUAUCUCUACCCACUUAUGAUCGAAGAACUUGCUGCGAGCCUUUUCCUA
Molecule: messenger RNA, 983 nt
Organism: Lolium rigidum
Lineage: Eukaryota; Viridiplantae; Streptophyta; Magnoliopsida; Poales; Poaceae
Exons: 2
Coding region: 42-752 (236 amino acids)
Source: RefSeq, a predicted model, not a curated record